UUCGUCGAAAGAUGAGAUGAGAUGAGAGAUGGGGGGGUCCCUCACAUUUGCAAUAAUGACAUCCUUGAUUACGUGGCAACCUGGGGUUGCAGCCCUUGCCUCCCCAAAAAUGAGUUACCCCCCCCCCCCCCCCCAAAAAAAAAAAAAAAGCAAACCACACUCACAGCGGCGACGCCGCGGUCAUUAAAAGCUCCAAUCUCCACCACUCAAGUGACACGUGGCAGCUAUGCCGCCGGAAGAAAGUGUUUCGAAGUCGUCAUCGCCACUAGACAAACCGCUCGACCAACUUACCGAUGACGACAUUGCUCAGCUCACUCGUGAAGAUUGCCGCCGUUACCUUAAAGAUAAAGGAAUGAGAAGGCCGUCAUGGAAUAAAUCACAAGCGAUUCAACAAGUGAUUUCACUGAAGGCACUACUUGAAACGGCGCCGGAUUACGAUACCGGAAGGCAAAAAAAACUUCACAUUCCUCGGCCUGACACUAAUCUACAUCGAGUACAGAAAGGAACAGAUAACGAUGCAGAAUUCUCUGAAGAAACGGUACCGUAUGGAAGAAAACAUGUGGAAAAACCUGAUCUUUCCGGUGAUAAAGCUGCCGGUUCUGUUAACUUAGCUCUGUCUAGAACCACAGAUUCGGGAAAUGCACCAGCAGGUCAAUUGACAAUCUUCUAUUGUGGCAAGGUGAAUGUGUACGAUGAUGUGCCUGCUGAGAAGGCGCAAGCAAUCAUGCAUCUUGCUGCAAGCCCACUCUUUGUGCCUUCAGAAACUCCAUUGGAUGCUACCGGAGCAGCUCGACAUUCCGAAUGCCAUUUGCAAGCUGCAAAUGUUAAACUGGGUCCAGAUUCUGCUAUGGUGAUCAUGCCAACCAUGCAAACAGGGAAAAUGAGUGAAGUGACUCGCCUGCGUUUGGAGGAAAGCAACACCUUCCAUGAAGACAACUCUGAAGCAGUGGAAGGCCACGCAAGCAGGAAAGCAUCAGUACAAAGAUACCUUGAGAAGCGGAAAGACAGGUUCAAGAGCAAGAGAAAGAUAGGAAUGUCUUCACCUGCUAGCUUGGACAUCUAUUUGAACCAUCGAACCGGAAAUCACAACACCCCAAAUGAGCUCUCAAGUAGAAGCAACACUUGUUCCCCGCCCACAAUUAGAUUGUCUGCUGCACCUGCUCCAAGUGGUUCAAUGGAUAACACUCUCCAACUGAAUGCCAACACUUCUGCUUUUCUCAACGACAAAGGCGAGUUUUUGUUUUUCAGCACACCAUAUCUGAUUGUUAUUUAAUUUCAACUUUCAAGGGACAUUCUUGUUAUUGCCUCCCUAAUUAGUUCAUUCGAGAUUUUGCCUCUCUAAUCAAUUCAUUCGAGUUUUAGGGAUCUAACAAGACUGCAAACUUUCCAAGGUUGGGCAAUAAGUUAAUGUGUGUUCUAAACCCUGAAAGAAUUGUUAUUUUAUUGUGUAAUCUGGUUGAUAACACAAACUCUGUGUCGCAACUUCUUAAUCUGCUCUAAGUUUGUACGUC
Molecule: messenger RNA, 1511 nt
Organism: Lycium barbarum (goji berry)
Lineage: Eukaryota; Viridiplantae; Streptophyta; Magnoliopsida; Solanales; Solanaceae
Product: protein TIFY 4B-like
Exons: 8
Coding region: 227-1273 (348 amino acids)
Biological process (GO): response to wounding; regulation of defense response; regulation of jasmonic acid mediated signaling pathway
Cellular component (GO): nucleus
Source: RefSeq, a predicted model, not a curated record